AUGAGCAGACUCGUAUAUGUCUGUGUGCUGUAUUGCUUUGCUCUGGGGGACACUCAGUCACCCACAGCAAGGGGAUGCCAGCGUGCUGAUGGCUCUUCUGCUGCCCCUGGAGAAGUGUGCAUCUCCAGCCACGGGUGUGGAGACAGCUGUGAUGACAAACCAGGUUCCUCCUGGAACAGCUGUGAUUUUGAAACCAGUCUGUGCAAAGUUCUUCCUGAAUUCAAUUUGCAGCCUGGCUGGAUAAGAAGAAAUGGUCGAUCUGGCAUGGGACCACCAUACUCUGACCACAAUGGGAAUGAGAGUGCUUAUUUCCUCUCAUUGUCCUCUGAAAUGCAAUCCUCUUCUGCAGCUUUAAGGACAAGUGUUUUCCUUCCAACUGAUGAAGAACACAUUUGCCAGGUUAGAUUUCAUUAUUGGGUCAGUCAAAUGAGUGGAACACUUAUGGUGGGGCUUCAAAAGCACUCUGAAGAUACUGUGACAAACAUUUGGCAAGUUUCAGGAGAACUACGAGAUCAGUGGAACGUAAAUACCAUUACAAUCAAUAGCACUGAAAAGUAUGAGGUUAUCUUUUCAGGGAUGGUGGAGACCCAGAGACAAGGUGACAGUGUUGCCAUUGAUGAUAUUACCUUUAGUGAAGGAUGUUUUAUAGCACGUGCACCAGAGAUUUCCAUUUUUGAGCUUGGCAUAUGUGAGUGGCACUCAGAGCAGCCAGCUGAGCCUGCUCAGUGGGCACGGCUGCAAGAGCACAAGAUUGCCUCCUGCUCCCUCCUGAAGGAUUUGAGCAACAAUACUGAAGGCCAUUUUGAGUGGUUAGAAGCUAAUUACAAUGCAUUAUAUGAAAAGGCCCAUCUAAACAGCACCACAUGUCAUUGUUCCAGCAAGAAUUGCCAUUUUCACUUUCACUACUCCAUGGCAGACAGCAGUGAUCUCAAGGCAGUACUGCUUGUGAAUCAGGAGGAGCACAUCUUAUGGGAAACCAGCAUCUUGACUAAGAAGGAAUGGGUCAAAAUGAAUAUACAGCUACCAAUAGGGGUAGAAAAUAUAAAGCUUGUGUUUAGAGGAGCGCUCCAGAGCAGGGCAGGCUUCAUCUGCCUGAAUAGCAUCCAGCUCCUGGAUGCUGCUCCAUCAGAGCUGCCAGGCCUCUGCUCCCUGCAAGAACCCACCUGCAGGGAUGGGCAGCCCAUGGUGCCUGGACCAGCCUGUGACUCCCACCCAAACUGCCCUGAUGGCAGCGAUGAGGACCCAGCCACCUGCUCUAAUUACACCUUAUGUGAUUUUGAGGCUGACCUUUGUGGAUGGAAGCCACUGAGCAAAGGUGAUGCUGACUGGAACAUAAAGAAAGAACAGGCUCCCCUUGACAGAGAACUCCCUGGCACAGGUCAUGCAAAUAAUAUGGGGCAUGGAGCAUUCAUUUACUUCAGUGGAUCACAUGAGAGGAGCACAGAGAUGGCCAUGUCUCACCUGGGAAGCCCUUUCCUUGUCAGGCUCACCCCUGGGCUCUCCUGCUGCCAGGUAAGAUUUUGGUACUGGUUAUCUCAGGAUUCCCAGCUUUCUGUCUUUAAGAGGACUGCAUUAAAUGGAAGUUUGGAAAAAUUACAUGACAUUUCAGGUUUGGCUGAGAUGAAUUGGACAAAAGUGACUAUACCUGUAGAAAGUGUGGCUGAGGAAUUACCUUUUCAGAUUAUCCUGCGAGGUACUACUCUAGCAGCAAAUGCUACUGUUGCUAUUGAUGAUAUCAGUAUAACAGAAGAAUGUGUAGUUGUGAAUAGAUCACUUCCAGGAGUCAGCCAGGAAAGUGAAGGGGAAACAGAAUCUGCAGAUGCCAAUGCUUCAUCUUUUUACUGCCCAGCGGGAUUUUUUUCAUGUAGGGAUGGGCAAUGUAUUUCACCUGAAAAAUUUUGUGAUUUUAAGCCUGACUGCCCAAAUAACCACGAUGAAAGCAAAUGCCCUGCUGUGUGUGACUUUGAGAGAGAGAGCUGUGGCUGGAUUGAAACUGUAAAUGGAGAUGAGUUUGACUGGGUGAGAAGUUCCAGCAAUGCUCUUCCAUCUGCAUUUCAGAAGCAAGCUCCUCCACAGGAUCACACCUACAAUAAACCUGAAGGUCAUUUUAUGUUCAUUCUGAAGACCAGCAACAGCAUUUCACAAAUAGCUCGGCUACGAAGCCCAAAGUUCAGGCAAACAGGAACAAAUUGCACACUGUCCUUUUGGUACUACAAUUAUGGAGAGUCCGUGGGGGCAGCAGAGCUGCAGUUGCUUGUGGAAGGGCUGAAACAGCCUACUGUCCUUUGGAGGACUUACUACAGCGAGGGAAAUCAGUGGCUGAAGGCAGUCAUUCAGCUUGGACGCCUUCCAUACCGCUUCCAGUUUUCACUUGAGAAAAUCAGUCUGGGCUUUUAUGAGGGUGUCUCAGCAAUUGAUGAUAUUGCAUUUGAAAACUGUGCUCUCCCGCCUCCAGCAUUAAGUUGCGAAGGUCCAAAUCGCUUCUGGUGCAGAGACACAAAAGCAUGUAUUGACAGUCUAUUGGUCUGUGAUCUCGUGGAUGACUGUGGUGAUGGGUCGGAUGAAGACAGCUGUGACCCUGACCUACAGUGUGACUUUGAAAACGGGCUGUGCAGCUGGGAGCAGGAUGUAGAGGAUGACUUUGACUGGAUCAGAAUACGGGGCCCGACCCCCACAGUCAACACAGGCCCACUAAAGGACCACACCACAGGCACGGCCAGGGGACACUACCUUUACCUGGAAUCCUCUGAGCCACGCCAGUUCCUGGAUAAAGCAGUUUUGCUUAGUCCUCUCUUCAACCCUGCUGGCAACGGAACCUGUGUUUUCCGCUUUCAUUAUCAUAUGUUUGGAAAACAAGUUUAUAAGCUGUCAGUUUUCCAAAGGACUGUGAGCAAUACUAAGGGAUGGCUGUUGUGGUACAAGUUUGGAAAUCAAGAAAACAGAUGGAUCAGGCAGGCACUCUUCAUCAGGAGUUCUAAGCCAUUUCAGAUUUUGGUGAAAGGUACCGUAGGAGAUGGUUUCACUGGAGACAUUGGACUUGAUGAUGUCUCUUUUCUGGGCUGCACUCUUUACAAUGGAAACUUGCCCACUGUUUCUACAACUACUUCAGGAACUUCAGCUCCUGCCACGCUCCCCAUGAACAGCUGCACAGAGAAGGAGUUUGUCUGUCGAGCCUCUGGCCACUGCAUCCAGAUGAUCCAGAAGUGUGAUUUUAGACCUGACUGCUCUGAUAAGUCUGAUGAAUCAGCUUGUGCAAUGGAAGUCUGUGACUUUGAAGAGAAAGACCUGUGUGGAUGGCAUCAACCAGCCUUGGAAGAGAUGUCAGAAAAUUAUUCCACACUUACCACAAAGACAUUCAAGUGGCAACUUGGAAGAGGAGCAAAUCUCUAUCCCGAGCAAGAAGAACACUGCCCAUUAACUGAUCAUACUACGUGCACUGAAGAAGGCUGGUAUCUCUUUGCAGACAGCUCAAAUGGAGAAUUUGGUCACACAGCUGACAUUGCUACCCCAGUCAUUUCCCUUACAGGGCCCAGAUGCAAAAUCAUUUUCUGGAACCACAUGAAUGGUUCAACAAUAGGUUCUCUGGAGGUACUCUCUAAAAGCAGUAACAAGACUUCUAAACUGUGGACUCAAAGUGGCAGCCAAGGUCCCCAGUGGAACAGAGCAGAAGUGUUUUUAGGAAUUCGUUCAGAUUUUCAGGUUAUUUUCAGGGCAAAACGUGGUGUCAGUUACAUGGGAGACGUGGCAGUGGAUGAUAUUACCUUUGAAGAUUGUUCCCCUCUGCUUAUCUCAGACAAACCUUGCACAUCAGAGGAAUUCAUGUGUGCCAACAAGUACUGCAUCCCAAAGAAUAAUCUGUGUGAUUUUGUAAAUGACUGUGAAGACAACUCAGAUGAAAGCCCUAGUAUUUGCAGUACAUCUAUUGGGCGUUGCAAUUUUGAGUUUGACCUUUGUGGAUGGAAGCAAGAUGAAAAUGAUGAUUUCGACUGGCACCUCAGAACUAGCAGUACUACAAAACUGGGCACGGGACCAGCUACUGAUCAUACACUGCAAGAGCCAUCUGGUCAUUAUAUUUUUAUAAAGAGUUCAUUUUUUCAGCUACCAGGACAAAAAGCCAGGAUUUCUAGUCCUGUCUUAAGCAGAAAGAAUAAAAACUGCGAGAUUAUUUUCUACUAUCAUAUGUAUGGAGCUCACAUUGGAUCAUUGCUUAUCUACCAGAGAACUACACUGAGACAUGAAAAACUCCUCCUUAAUCUUACUGGAAACCAGGGAAAUUUCUGGCAGCGCAAGGCACUGACCCUGUCUGGAGAUGGGGAUGAAGAUUUUCAGGUUGUCUUUGAAGGGAUGGCUGGAGGAGGUCCCAAUGAUGGCAUAGCACUUGAUGACCUCACGUUUUCCAGGCAGUGCUUGCCAUCCCAGGAGUUUUCACCAGCAGAACCCACAAAGCCACCUCCAAUAGGCUCCUGCUCACAUGGCCACAGGCAGUGCCAGAAUGGCAAGUGUUACAGACCAGAACAAAGCUGUGAUUUUGAAGACAACUGCGGGGAUAAUACAGACGAGAGUGAAUGCGGGACUUCCUGCACCUUUGAGAGUGGCAGAUGUGGCUGGCAGAACUCCCCGGCUGACAGCUUUAACUGGGUGCUAGGGGUCAGCUCGCCUCAAAGCCUUAGACCUCCCAAGGACCACACGCUUGGAAAUAGAACUGGACAUUUCCUGUAUCUUGAGGCCACUGCAAUAAGCCUAAUAAAUGAAAAAGCCCAUGUGAAGAGUUCCAUAUGGAAAGAAUCAAGUGGGACAUGUGUGAUGAGUUUCUGGUACUUCAAGUCAUCAAAAGCCAUGGGACACAUUCAGGUUCUGAUUAAGACUGCUGAUGGGAUUGUGAAAAUAUGGAGUGAAUCAGGAGCUCAUGGUGACGAGUGGAACGAAGUCAAGUUGCACUUGGGGAAGCUAAGGAAUUUUGAAAUUAUCUUUGAAGGCAUUCGUACCAGAGACCUGGGAGGAGGAGCAGCAAUAGAUGACAUAGAGUUCCACAACUGCACCACAGUUGGAGAGAAUCCCAGGGAAUGCCCUGCCCUCACUGAUUUUGUGUGUGGGAAUAAGAAUUGCAUAGAGUCUCAGUUCAUCUGCGACUAUAAACCAGACUGUGAAGACCUAUCAGAUGAAGCUGACUGCAGUUACUACACAAGUAUUCCUGGAAGCUGUAACUUUGAAACACCGGAUCAAGAGUGGACAGCUGCAUGUGGAUUAACACAAGACACUACUGAUGAUUUUGACUGGAAUAUUAGCAACAGUGCUGUCACAGGGCAAGCAGAUCCUCAUACUGACCACACACCAGGGAAAGGACAGAGUUUUUUGUAUGUCAACUCCUCUGCCCAAAAGGAGGGAAACAGGGCAAGGAUAACUACCAGCAAAUUCUUCCCAGCUAGUACUGGGGUCUGUAGAGUUCGCUUCUGGUUCUGGAUGUUUGCUUCUAGGCAAACAGGACUCUUAAAGGUAUACACAGUUGAAGAACAUGGAAUGGAAAUACUUAUGUGGUCUUCUAGCAGAAACGAAGAAAACAAAUGGAUGUAUGGAAGUGCAGUUCUCUCCAGUAACAGCCGUUUCAGAGUUGCCUUUGAAGCUGAAGUGGGGUGGAGUCAACCCACAGAGUUUGCUCUUGAUGAUAUUUCUUUCACCCCAGAGUGCAUUGAUGGAGGAGCAGCAGGUCCGCAGCCUCCGGCGUGCCACAGUGGCGAGUUCCCGUGUGCGUACGUGCGGCAGUGCUUGUCCCUCGCUGCACGCUGCGACGGCCUGGAGGAUUGCAGGGAUGGAAGUGAUGAAAUGAACUGUCCCCUGGAGAUGCCCACCGCCACAUCUCCCGGCUCCUGCAAGGACACGGAGUUCCUGUGUCCUUCCCAAGGCUGUGUCCUGUCCCUCCUGCAGUGCGAUGGCGUGCCCGACUGCCGCCUCAGUGAGGAUGAAGCUGGCUGCCCCAUUAAAGAUUGUUCCAAUGGUUCUUUGUUAUGUGCUUCAACUAAUCAAUGCAUACCAUUCUCCCAGCGUUGUGAUGGAAUUGCAGACUGCAUUGAUUCCAGCCUUGAUGAGUCCGGCUGUUCAGCUUGUCCUGAAGAAUACUGCAAAAAUGGAGGAAAAUGCAUCAUCAAAGAUGACAUUCCAUUAUGCCAAUGUGGAAAAGGAUGGAAAGGAAACCGUUGCCACAUAAGUGCUAAGCCUCUUCAGCCUCCAAAUUUCCGACAAAAUGAUAUUUGGAUUGGACUGGGUAUUGGUUUCUUACUGAUGAAAAUUGCAGCUGCUGCCUUGUAUUUUCUUUUGAAGAAGAAAGUGCCAGAAAUGAAAGUGCAGGAAACUGCUAUUUCUUCAUUUGCCAAUCCAUUGUACAAAGACCUUAGUUCAUCCAGGCAAGUAAAGUCUCCUGGGUAUGCCACCUCAUCUGCUGUUCAAAUCAGUGUUUCUCCAUGGCAUGAGCAUCCAUUUAACGAAAAUGUGAAUGCUACUUCUUUUCUGAAUCCUCUCUAUGGUGUAGCAGCAGAAGACAUGGAGAAAUUAUGUAGCUCCUUGAAAACAUAA
Messenger RNA from Ficedula albicollis (Collared flycatcher), 6567 nucleotides. It is a transcript of the gene MALRD1, whose product is annotated as MAM and LDL receptor class A domain containing 1. Gene Ontology annotation, cellular component: membrane. Bases 1 to 6567 code for a protein of 2188 amino acids. The record is from RefSeq and is a predicted model, not a curated record. Gene Ontology annotation, molecular function: protein binding. The transcript has 41 exons. Lineage: Eukaryota; Metazoa; Chordata; Aves; Passeriformes; Muscicapidae.